AUGGCUUCACCAGUAGGUCAUCAACGCAAUACCUCUCGUGGUCUAGCACUACGGCCCCGCAGCUCAACGCGAGGUCCUUUAGAUGAAUUAGACGACCCUCUUGCGCCGUCGACAUGGUCAACUUCACCAACUCCGAGCAAAAUCACGGGAAGCAACAAAUUCUCCGGCGAGUCUUUUCACGAAUUAGACCCGUUGGCACCACACGAUCCGCCAGAGACAUUGGGCAAAGACCUCUCAUUCCUUCUUCGACAUAACAUCUUCCAUCCCCUAACUCAAAUUGACAUCCCUUCUCCCUUACGCUCCGAAUUUAUCGUCCUCAACCCCGGCGAGCCUCUCUCUUCUUCUCUCGGCACUCUGGAGAAAUUGCUAGCGGAGGGUCGCUUUCUCGUUGCCGCUCAUUUCGUGGGAUCUAUACUGACAUCCUCGCUCGUAAACUCGACGGAUGUAAGAAUGAUAUUCUCCUUGUUCUAUACCCGAUUGGCAUGCUUGGAGCUGUCUGGGAAUCUAGCUCUUGCUGGCCAGGAGUCAAAGGCAUUAGAGGAUCUGAGUUCGGCAUUUUAUUACAUCGAUUCUACCUCACAUUCCCCCGAAACAGACGAACCUGAAAACAAUGAAUCUCGUGAUCGCCUCCCCCGUCAUAUCGUGCCGUGGCCAUUGCGUGUGCUUGCUGUGAGGCUUCAGAGUAUUGGAUUCGGUGAUUCCCGCCGGAGCAUUAACGGUUUAUAUGAGAUUGGCCUCGAAGCUCGGAGAGAGGUCAUUAAAAAAGAAAAUGGCGAAACCGAACGAAAAAUCUGGAGAGAACGAUUGGCAGACCUUGGAAUUAGGACUGUUAAUGCGCUGAUAGAAAUGGGCGAUCUCGAUGCCGCGAAGCGAUCAUUGGAAAGUCUACGCUCAUCUGAGCCUGAAACUGAUACCACAAAAUUAAGAAAAGCUCUUCUAUUUUUACGAGUUGGUGAUGUUGAUGCUGCGGAACGUGUUUUCGGCGACUCUCGCGAGUCGAAGGAGGCCGCUCUCUUGCAACCACUUCUGAGAAUGGCAGAAGGUGACUAUGUUGACGCUGUAUCCAAGUGGCGUACACUCGAACAAGACAAAUCACGCACGGAUGGGCCUCUAAUAGCACAAAAUCUGGCCGUAUGUCUUUUGUAUGCCGGGCAAUUAGAAGAGGCACGACAACUAUUAGAGUCACAGACCCUAGCCCAUAACUCGUUUGGAAGUCUCAUUUUCAACCUCUCAACGGUUUACGAGCUCUGUUCUGAUAAAGCAAGACAGGCAAAGGCGCAGCUAGCGGUUACGAUAUCAAAUCAGCCCGUUUCUGGACAAACCAAUCUGGAUCGCCCAAAUACGGACUUCAAGCUAUGA
Molecule: messenger RNA, 1359 nt
Organism: Penicillium taxi
Lineage: Eukaryota; Fungi; Ascomycota; Eurotiomycetes; Eurotiales; Aspergillaceae
Exons: 4
Coding region: 1-1359 (452 amino acids)
Cellular component (GO): TRAPP complex; Golgi apparatus
Molecular function (GO): protein binding
Source: RefSeq, a predicted model, not a curated record